This is a messenger RNA of Diaporthe batatas, 1299 nucleotides long. RefSeq lists its product as uncharacterized. NCBI's taxonomy places the organism in Eukaryota, Fungi, Ascomycota, Sordariomycetes, Diaporthales, Diaporthaceae. The coding region runs from base 1 to 1299 and encodes 432 amino acids. The record is from RefSeq and is a predicted model, not a curated record. The transcript is spliced from 5 exons.
AUGUCCUCGGGCGUAUACGGAAUAGAAGCGAAACCGGCUAGGAAUCAGCAUUUCGCCACAGCGAAGCUGGUGAAUAUCUACUCGCCGAACCAUCUCGAGUUUCUAGAACUGUUCGAAAAUUCAGAACCCGUAUCUAGAGACGGGCGAAUCAACCGCACGUUUCUAGAAUAUGGCACGGAAAAGCUUCUUGAAUCCGGUAAAUUGAUGCCUCCCCGGGUCAUUUUAUCAACUUCAAUGCCCGGGCGCCAUAACUGGCUCCCAGCCUUUUACGAAGAUGACUCAACUAUCGUCGAUGUAACCGGCACCGGGAACACUUUCCUUGGAUCUCUUAUCUUUGCUAUGCCAGCUUGUAUCCACGACGUUUUCGAGGCUUCAGCUAUGGCCUCUGUGGCAGCCAGUUUCUCGCUCCAACAAAUCGGGAUGCCGAUUUUGUCGAGAACGCCCAUCAUCUCAGUCAUCAAUACUGUACGAAGCCAAAUCAGCAUCUGUUCUUACUCGCCUGCCACUCAUUCUGAAACUCGAACCCCGAUCACCACUGCACCCACAGCUUUCAACACCAUGCUGGGGUAUCAACUCAAUAUGAAAAAGGUGCGUGAGCGCGAGGAUAUCGAAGAUGGCUAUAUCUACCUCGAGCGCGUUCCCUACAAGCCCAAGAAGAGUGGUACUGGUAUCAAGACCAGCGCCGUCAAAUCCAGUCCCACACCUCCUGCGCCUUCCCCCAAGAUCCUGCCCAAUCCAACUGCCAACAAGCCAAACGAACAGACCAAGCCCGUCGCCAACACCAACCAUGGAAGACCUCAGCAAAUGUGUCUCCAAAUGGCUUUCACCAGCAUCCGCCACCGCCUAACCCAGUUGUUCACCCGUCAGGCUGUGACGCAUAUCUUUGGAAUGAUGCACGAGGUCGCUGUAAAGGUCAUCAAAGCCGGCCGCGCGAUGUGCAAUGCAAGGAGCUCCAGCGCUGAUGAUGCCGGCAACACUAUUCACGGCGUUCCCAGUCCCCACAAGGAUGUUAUACCUGCCGUGGACCGACCGUCUGUGACGGACACCUUCUCUACCAGCACCCUGCAACUGGGUUCCCGCGAAGAGGACGGGUUCGUCGUUCUGAAUACCCUCCCCCACGACCUUCACGAUGAGGAAGACUUCAUCAUGGUCCAGGAUGUCGGAUCUGCUCCUAUCAAUGAGGAUGACGGAUUUGUCAUGGUCGACGCUGUUCCUUGGGCCGAGCCACCACCAAGCAGUCCCAUUCACAUGCCCGGCCGCACUUCUGUGCCGUUAGUGGUGCGCUCUCUGCUGUUCUAA